AUGUCUUCCAAAUCGGGACCCAACAGUGGGGGAGAUCUGUUUGACAUGGCCAAAGACGGCACAACGGUCCCCGAUGAUGCCGCCGCGCCCAGACUCAUCCCAUCGAAACCAAGACCAGACCAGAUUGCUGAUGGGGAUGACCCAAAUCAGCUCGGCGGGACUACGUUAGCUGAGGCAGCAACCAAUGCUGGAGACAUCCCAAGAUCAACGAAGGAUGUCGACCAUGCCACUGUUUUGACUGGUACGGGCGAUGCCCUGCCAGCGCAGGUCGAUUCUAAGCGGCUGCACCAAGUUCCAGGUGGUGUCACGCAUGAUGACCAGGCCAAGGGCAGCACGCGGUAUGAUAAGCACAAAGCAAAUACCAGCUUGGAGGACCGAGGGUUGUCGGAGGGAUCAGCAGUCGAGCGAAACGUUCCGGGGCUUGAGGACCUCACGCCAGAAGAGGCAGCAGAGAAGGUUGGAAGCAAGCAGUAG
Molecule: messenger RNA, 474 nt
Organism: Cyphellophora attinorum
Lineage: Eukaryota; Fungi; Ascomycota; Eurotiomycetes; Chaetothyriales; Cyphellophoraceae
Exons: 3
Coding region: 1-474 (157 amino acids)
Source: RefSeq, a predicted model, not a curated record